Molecule: messenger RNA, 4372 nt
Organism: Tupaia belangeri chinensis (Chinese tree shrew)
Lineage: Eukaryota; Metazoa; Chordata; Mammalia; Scandentia; Tupaiidae
Gene: CLSTN1
Product: calsyntenin 1
Biological process (GO): positive regulation of synaptic transmission; positive regulation of synapse assembly; homophilic cell-cell adhesion
Cellular component (GO): cell surface; postsynaptic membrane
Molecular function (GO): calcium ion binding
Source: RefSeq, a predicted model, not a curated record
UUAACAAGCACAAGCCAUGGCUCGAGCCCACCUACCAUGGUAUCAUUACAGAGAACGAUAACACGGUGCUCCUCGAUCCGCCUCUGAUUGCCCUGGAUAAAGAUGCACCUCUGCGUUUUGCAGAGAGUUUUGAGGUGACAGUCACCAAAGAAGGUGAGAUUUGUGGAUUUAAAAUCCAUGGGCAGAAUGUCCCCUUUGACGCAGUGGUAGUGGAUAAAUCCACUGGUGAGGGAAUAAUUCGCUCAAAAGAAAAACUGGACUGUGAGCUGCAGAAAGACUACACGUUCACCAUCCAGGCCUAUGAUUGCGGGAAGGGACCCGAUGGCACCAACGUGAAAAAGUCUCAUAAAGCAACUGUCCACAUCCAGGUGAACGAUGUGAACGAGUAUGCACCUGUGUUCAAGGAGAAGUCCUACAAGGCGACGGUCGUGGAAGGGAAGCAGUACGACAGCAUCCUGAGAGUGGAGGCCGUGGACGCAGACUGCUCCCCUCAGUUCAGCCAGAUCUGCAGCUAUGAGAUCGUCACUCCAGACGUGCCGUUUACUGUUGACAAAGAUGGUUAUAUAAAAAACACAGAGAAGUUAAACUACGGGAAAGAACAUCAGUAUAAGCUGAGUGUCACUGCCUAUGACUGUGGAAAGAAAAGAGCCACAGAAGAUGUUUUGGUGAAGAUCAGCAUCAAGCCCACUUGCACCCCUGGGUGGCAAGGAUGGAACAACAGGAUUGAGUAUGAACCUGGCACGGGUGCUUUGGCCGUCUUCCCAAAUAUCCACCUGGAGACGUGUGAUGAACCAGUUGCCUCAGUGCAGGCCACAGUGGAGCUGGAGACCAGCCACAUCGGGAAAGGCUGUGACCGAGAUACCUACUCUGAGAAGUCCCUGCACCGGCUCUGCGGUGCGGCGACCGGCACUGCCGAGCUGCUUCCCUCCCCAAGUAGCUCCUUGAACUGGACCAUCGGCCUCCCCACUGACAAUGGCCACGACAGUGACCAGGUCUUUGAGUUCAAUGGCACUCAAGCAGUGAGGAUCCCAGACGGCAUUGUUUCAGUCAACCCCAAAGAGCCUUUCACGAUUUCUGUGUGGAUGAGGCACGGUCCUUUUGGCAGGAAGAAAGAGACAAUUCUUUGCAGUUCAGACAAAACAGAUAUGAAUCGGCACCACUAUUCACUCUACGUCCACGGGUGCCGGCUGGUUUUCCUCCUCCGGCAGGACCCUUCUGAGGAGAAGAAAUACAAACCUGCAGAAUUCCACUGGAAGUUGAAUCAGGUCUGUGAUGAGGAAUGGCACCACUACGUCCUCAAUGUGGAAUUCCCAAGUGUGACGCUCUAUGUGGACGGUGCUUCCCAGGAGCCCUUCUCUGUGACUGAAGAUUACCCUCUCCAUCCGUCCAAGAUCGACACGCAGCUCGUGGUUGGGGCUUGCUGGCAAGAGUAUUCAGGAGUUGAAAAUGACAAUGAAACUGAGCCUGUGACUAUGGCCUCUGCAGGUGGUGACCUGCACAUGGCUCAGUUCUUCCGAGGCAAUCUGGCUGGCCUGACUAUCCGUUCCGGGAAACUUGCUGAUAAGAAGGUGAUCGACUGCCUGUACACCUGCAAAGAGGGACUAGACCUUCAAGUGCCCGAGGACGGCGGCAGAGGCGUGCAGAUCCAAGCAAACCCCAGCCAGUCGGUGCUGACCUUGGAGGGAGAAGAUGUCAGGGAGCUGGAUAAGGCCAUGCAGCACGUCUCCUACCUGAACUCGCGGCAGUUCCCCACACCUGGAAUCCGAAGGCUCAAAAUCACCAGCACAGUCAAGUGCUUUAAUGAGGCUGCCUGCAUCUCAGUCCCCCCAGUGGAUGGCUACGUGAUGGUUUUGCAGCCUGAAGAGCCCAAGAUCAGCCUGAGUGGUAUCCACCACUUUGCUCGAGCGGCUUCUGAAUUUGAAAGCUCAGAAGGUGUUUUCCUUUUCCCUGAGCUGCGAAUCAUCAGCACCAUUACAAGAGAAGUGGAGCCAGAAGGGGACGGGUCUGAGGACCCCACAGUUCAAGAAUCACUGGUAUCUGAGGAGAUUGUGCAUGACCUGGACACCUGUGAGGUCUCGGUGGAGGGAGAGGAGCUGAACCCGGAGCAGGAGAGCCUGGAGGUGGACGGGGCCCGCCUGCAGCAGAAAGGCCUGGAAAUGAGCAGCUCUGACCUGGGCGUGGUCUUCACAGGCGUGGAUACCAUGGCCAGCUAUGAGGAGGUUUUGCACCUCCUGCGCUAUCGGAACUGGCAUACCAGGUCCUUGCUUGACCGGAAGUUCAAGCUCGUCUGCUCAGAGCUCAAUGGCCGCUAUAUCAGCAAUGAAUUUAAGGUAGAGGUGAACGUCAUCCACACAGCCAACCCUGUGGAACACGCCAACCACAUGGCCGCCCAGCCGCAGUUCGUUCACCCUGAACAUCGCUCCUUCGUCGACCUGUCCGGCCACAACCUGGCCAAUCCUCACCCUUUUGCAGUUGUCCCCAGCACCGCGACUGUCGUGAUUGUAGUUUGUGUCAGCUUCCUGGUCUUCAUGAUUAUCCUGGGGGUGUUUCGGAUCCGGGCCGCGCAUCAGCGAACCAUGCGGGACCAGGACACAGGGAAGGAGAACGAGAUGGACUGGGACGACUCCGCCCUGACUAUCACCGUCAACCCCAUGGAGACAUACGAGGACCAGCACAGCAGCGAGGAGGAGGAGGAAGAGGAGGAGGAGGAGGAGAGCGAGGAUGGGGAGGAGGAGGAUGACAUCACCAGUGCGGAGUCGGAGAGCAGCGAGGAGGAGGAAGGGGAGCGGGGAGACCCCCAGAACGUGAACAGGCAGCAGCAGCUGGAGUGGGACGACUCCACCCUCAGCUACUGACACGGCCUGCCCGCCAGCCCGGUGCCGCCUUUCUCUGCUUCAGCAGACUCUGCCGCUGUCCCUGUCCCAGCCCUAAGGGUCCACGGUGUACAAAGUCAUUUGGCCAGUAGGUCUGCAGGCCCCUCCCAUUGCUGCGUCCGUGCUCGGUGUGUAGAACCUAGGUUCCCGCCCUCCGCCGCCCUCCGCCUGGACUGCUCUUGUACAUUCUGCGAGGAGCUGGCACUUCCUCUCAGCCGGAGCCCGGCUCCUGCAGGGUCCCCCCCUGUGUCCAGCCGGGGUCCCCCUCGGCCCCGGCGGGACAUGGGCCCCUCGCACCUCCAGGAAAGCCGCCACGACUGGACUUGCUGACGAAGGGUAAACUUGCGCAUCCCCACCCGCUAAUCAUUUUUUUCUUUUUUUUUAAAAAAAGUUUUUAUUUUUUCCAAACUAGUGCAUGUAUAAAAUGGCAGAAUGGGGUUACUAUGUAGAUGAUUAACUGACUUUUUAAUAUUUUGUAAAUAAAUCGGGAUUCUUUGUGUCCUUUGUGCUAGUGUAAUCCAGGACUGGGCUGUACAGUGAAGUGCAGGAAGCUGAGCACAGGAGAGACCCUGUGGGCUCCUGCCUCUCCCACCGUGUCCCCGCCCCCCUUCCCAAAGAAGGCACGACAGGGCCUGCCCCACUCAGGCCUUCUCUGAGGUCCCCGAGUGCAGCCCGCGUGUCAGGGGCCACAGGCUUUGGUGUGCUGCCCAGGGGGCCGAAUCUGGAGUCCCCCUGGAGGCUGGACACAGCCAGGUCUGUUCUUUGAGACUCCACCUGUUUCUACUUGGCACUGGCGGCGGGGCUGCAGGGCUCCCGGCCUCUGUCACACGCCGCUCCGGUCCCCGCAGCGGCCGCAGCAGCCUGUGCCUGUGUAGGAGCCUGAACUCACGGCCCACAGCCCGUGGUUUCUCCUGCUAACGCCCUGCUGGUGAAAGCGUGUAGAGUGCAAACUGACGGCUGCCCUCGCUCCUUUGGCCACUCGGUUUGCAGACAGCAACAGGCCUGAGGAACCCGUACUCACGACAUCCGAAAGGACCCUGUGGCCCAAAGGCAGAAGUGCUAGAAUUUUCCAAAAGUCUUCCUCCACAGAGCCCCUGUAGGGUGCCCCCUGCCUUCUGUAGGCUAAAAUCCACACCCCGCAGCCAGGAGCCCCACCGCUGUGCCUGGGGUGGGGGGAAGGGAGUGGAGUGCCGAGGUCCAGACCCACACCGCGCAGCUCAUUUCUGUGUACAAUCUGACUCCUAGAACUGGGGGGACGUCGUUUUGAAUGCUGUUCUGUGACCCUCACUGCUAGUUUGGAGGACGCUGACGGCUGUGCUGUGUAGUGUCGCCACCCAUGUCCCGUCCUGUAGCUGCUCCAUUAGACGGUGAUAGACGCUGACGAGAGGGGACGUCCUCCCGCCAACCGCAGCCACCAUGCACCCUUCAGACGUGUGUACCGAUGAUAGGCCCGAAAGUGUGUAUGCUACAAUAAAGUUCUGGUUCUAACUCCAGCCCAA